UGUUAUAUUCUUGGAUAUUCAUUAUGCAACUUCACUGCUGCACCGAAAAUGUCUCGUACUAGAUUCAAUUCAGAUCUAUAUUGCGAAUGUCUUUCUAUUGUAGUUGAACUUGUGCUUGUUCUUAUUAUCUACUUAACAUCGUUUGUAUUCAUUUCAGACCAAACCAAUUACAGUUUAAUUUCAGUAAAAUCAAAGAAGUCCACGCUUGUAUUCUUUUCUACAAUGCUUCUUCUCAUCGGAAGAGUCAUUAACUUUGCAGAUUUUAGCCCUUUCAGAACCCCUAGGCUUUUGAAUAUGGGCUUUAUUAUGAUUGUUUCUUCCUGUUUUAUACUCUUCAUCUCCGUACUGCUGUCGUUUGUAUUUGACGUCAAGUGCAUAUGCAGCUUCUUUGCUUUUGAAAGACUUGAUAGAUCUGAAUGCAUCGUUCUAUUUUCCACUAUGCUUCUUUCAUUUUUGACACUCUUUAUACCUUUUAAAACCUUGUUGAAAAAGAUCAGUGGAUCUUGA
Vittaforma corneae ATCC 50505 is the source of this 507-nucleotide messenger RNA. RefSeq lists its product as uncharacterized. The annotation marks the transcript as partial. Lineage: Eukaryota; Fungi; Microsporidia; Nosematidae. The transcript has a single exon. The record is from RefSeq and is a predicted model, not a curated record.